CACGACUUUAAAUUUACAUAAACUUACCCUAAUUAGCUUACACAAUUGAAUAAUUUAGCUCGACCGAUUCUAACCGGUCCGUAUACCCUUGCAAAUUUCAAGCAUAAACCUCCACUCCGUCUCCGUCCACGGCGUGCUGCCUACAGAGCCAUCUCCACUCUGCAACUCCUCAAAUCUUUGCUAAAUUUUCUACUCUUUAAUGGCGCGAGUUCUUGCACAGUCUCGGCGCCGGAUUCUACCACUCACAACGCCUUCCCGUUGGUGGGUUGAACAACCCUUAGAGCCUUCUACAUGGACGCUGAAAUUGGAGGCCCAGUCACCAAACAUCAGCUGCAUCAGGUUGCUUAGUAUGCAAGCAAAUCCUACUGCUCAAGCCCGACCAAUGGGUUCUAUGAAAGUGUCCAUGACAAGUCCAGGGUUUGUAUACGAUCCAUAUUCACCACGUGAACCAAUCUCAUUCUUGUCUAGUCCACAUAAUGCAGUCAAGUCUGCUGAAAUACUGUUCAGGCCUAAUCUUGAUAGUCAGUUUAGUGCUCUUCAACAGAAUUCCAACAAGUACUCAGCAUUUGUGAAAUGGUUCACUAGAUCUGGUUGGAAGAGAUUAAAAGAAGAUAUUAUUCUAGAGCUAAAAAGUGCUUAUGCAAUUGCAAAAUUAAGGAAAUCUGGGUAUUCAAAGAAGAAGUUCUAUGAAGAAGCUGCCGAGUUAUACAAAGAGAUUAACGCCCAAAUAGCCAAUGGAGACAAAGGAUUAUUGAGGAAGUCAGUAACAGAGAACAUGUAUUCUGUAGGCUCUCAAGAACGAAAUCAAGCAAAGGGAGACAGUUUGGAGUCAUGUCUACUGGGAACUAGUAAUGCCAAUUGUCAAAAUACGAACACUGCGAGCUCGAUUGGCAAAGCCACAAAAUUUGAUGUCUCACUCGGUGCACCUUGCUGGUAUAAGUACUCUUAUGCCGGCAGUACUCUUAUGCUGGCUUCUGAUGAGGACCUAAUUGGCGUAGAUCGAAACGACCUCAAUAAAGUGUUUGUCCAACUUACUCUUGAAUUUCUUAGUAAACAGAAGUUUGAGGCUUAUGAUUCCAGUGGAGCUGUUGUUGCUGGUGAUAAAAACAAGGAGAUUUUGGAACCGAGCAUCCUUUCAGCAACCGAGCAUCUCAAGUUUUUGACUGGGAAUCACUCUUUAAACUAAAUUAGAAGCUGCAUGCCGUAUAUAUGUAUAUCUGUAUUAUUUGUGAUGAUGUAAAAAGACAUUCCAUUGUUGGGGCCAGGUUCUCGUACGUGAUAUAUGGGUCUUUGAGAAAUCUCUUUUCCACCAAGGAGCGUUUUGGCGUCUUUGUGAAAGGUGAAAAAGGCGCAUGGC
Messenger RNA from Striga asiatica, 1357 nucleotides. The record is from the annotation of a GenBank genome assembly. NCBI's taxonomy places the organism in Eukaryota, Viridiplantae, Streptophyta, Magnoliopsida, Lamiales, Orobanchaceae.